AUGCCCAUCCCCAUCAGGACCCAGCCGCCCUCUAAAGCGAAUAAGGCUGGAGAUGGAACCCCAGAUCUUCCAAUCCCACAACCGACAAACCAGACAAGGCUGACCAGAAUGCCCGCCACGUCAGCUCUUCAGUCAACCACAAAGCCUAUUCCGCCGGGGCAAGAUAAUGUUCCUCGUCCUGGUCUCCCGAGACCUGUCAGCGCCAAUGCUUCGUCUGUGACAAGUCAUACCAGAAGUCACUCUACAACAAGCGCUCGCAAAGCUCCCAGCAGUUCCGCGACGUCCGUUGCGCCCUUAACGUCGCAACUGCCUUCCAAGAACGUCGACAGCAGCUCAGCACCCAAAUCACAUAGUCGGACAUUGAGCGCAUCGACACAGCCGACCAACACACAGAGCCGAGGUCUGCAUGGAGCGAUUCCAAAUCCUACGCGCCCAGUGUUCAAAGCAUCAAUUACUUCAAGCUCGUCUGAUAAGGCGACAUUAAGAAAGCCAGAUUUCAACACGUAUAAUCAACACUACAGUCCUAAGAAAACAAAACCAGUCGCGCCACCGAACAACGACAAAACCCCCCGGGUAACUCAGCUCACAGUGUCUCAUUACGGAACCACGGGUACUUGCAGUGUCGGGGCAACGCCGGACAUUGUUCGCUUGCAGGACGAAUUGCUUCAAUUGUCCCUGGUGCAGGAGACUUCGGCAACUACGCUUCACGCGUAUGAGGAUAGCGUCAGGUCACAGUUGAAAGCGGCGACUGAGGAUUUGAAAAAUCAAUCCAGCGCCCUCACAGCCUUGGAGGGCUAUCGGCAGGGUAAACUCAACGCCCACGCUGUGACGAGCUGGCUGCAGGGGAAUGAAAAUGCUGCUCGUACGACGUCCGACCGACUACUUCUACUGGCACACUGUGUCGGGGAACUCUACGAGGUCACCAAAGACGAUGGGCCCCUGGACACUCUCAUGAGGGAAUUCGAUAAGUGGCACUCAUAUGCUUCUUCUAGAAGCCCGAAUCGCGCAAAUCAUGGAAAUCGGGCUUUGGAGGAUUUUCUUACCCCUCUAGACCCUCAAUGGUCAGCCUCAGCGGUAUCUCUGCGAGACAGGAUCAAGGCUUGUGCAGCGUCAUUAGACCAUCUAAACAAGCCCAUCGCCUCAUCAUCGAUUGGUUUGCUGAUCAGAAUGCACUCCAUGCUUGCCGAAGGAAUUCUGCAAGAAAUCGAAGUGUGCAGGGACUUGGAAAGCCUGAUAUUGCUACAAGAGCAAGCCUGGAUAGAAGCUUCGACUACAAGGGCUCUUUCUGAGACAGAGAAGCAUUAUGGCGCACAGGUCAGCCAGGUUACCAACCGGAAAGGCAUCUGGGACACGCGGAAAGCCGGUUAA
This is a messenger RNA of Rhinocladiella mackenziei CBS 650.93, 1368 nucleotides long. RefSeq lists its product as uncharacterized. NCBI's taxonomy places the organism in Eukaryota, Fungi, Ascomycota, Eurotiomycetes, Chaetothyriales, Herpotrichiellaceae. The transcript has a single exon. The coding region runs from base 1 to 1368 and encodes 455 amino acids. The record is from RefSeq and is a predicted model, not a curated record.